UUUUGCAUUCUCUCUCUCUCUAUAGCCAUUGUUGUCGUGGGUUCCCACUAGCAGCUUUCUUGUCUUCCUCCAUUGGUUUCUCUCUUUUCCUUCAAUCUAUCAAAACAGAGGUUUUUGCUCCUUCUCCCAUUGUUUCACUCUUUAGGGUUUCUGAAUUGGGGGUAAAAGCAAUCAGAUGACUCAACAGAGACAAUUUCAGAUGGAAGGUAAUCAUAAUACUACUUGUACCAACGAUACCAAGUUGACGAAAAUCUUCGUGGGAGGAUUAGCUUGGGAGACGCAGAGAGAUACAAUGAGGCGUUACUUUGAACAGUUUGGUGACAUCGUUGAAGCAGUUGUCAUUACUGACAAGAACACCGGAAGAUCUAAAGGAUAUGGAUUUGUGACGUUUAAGGAUGCUGAAGCUGCCAUGAGAGCUUGUCAGAAUAUGAAUCCUGUGAUUGAUGGAAGGAGAGCUAAUUGCAACCUUGCUUGUCUUGGUGCUCAGAAACCUCGACCUCCUACUUCUCCAAGACAUGGAGGAGCAGGGAGAUUCAGAUCACCAGGAUCAGGAGUGGGAUUAGUUGCUCCUUCUCCUCAGUUUCGAGGCUCUUCUUCUUCCUCUGCUUUUGUUCAUCAACAGCAACAACAACACACUGGUCAAUUCCCAUUUCCCUAUCCUGCUUACGGGUUUUCUGGAUAUUCUCAAGAGGGGAUGUACCCAAUGAACUACUACAAUCAUCAUCUCUAUGGAGGACAACAGUUUGCACCAUAUAUGGGACAUCCAUCAUCAGGAUCAACAGGAAUGUACCAUGGGUUUUAUCCAUUCUAUGCUCAAUACAAUGCAGCACAAAGUAGCAAUCAGGCACAGGCUCAAGCUCAACAUCAUCAAGGUUACAGCUUUCAAUACACUACUGCUCCACCUCCACCUCCUCUGCUGCAGUAUCCUUACUUGCCUCAUCAGCAGCAGCCUCCGCCUCCUAUACUCUCCCUCCCAACCUCUUUGGCUCUAUCAUUACCAUCCUCUUCAACUUCUGCCUCAGCUGCAACCACAGCAACAAAAACAGUAGUGAUUACUACAGCGACAAAGAACGCAGCAGCAGCAGCUGAAACAAGCACGAAAGAUGGCCAUGAAGCAAUUACAACAUCAACCAUCAAGAUAGAAGAUUGAUACAGUACUACUAGUACAAUAGCCAGAGCAAGGGAAAAACUUCAGUGUACACUAACUCAUCAGCAGUCUCUCCAACCAACGUUCUAGAAACAUUCAUUCAUCGUUCUUAAUUAGGAGUCUAGAAUCUUAAUUAGUAUUUAGGAGGAAGAGGAAGGAGAAGAAGAAGAAGAAGAAGAAGAAGGAAACAAUCAUAUCACAUUCUUUGUUUUAUUUUAUUUUUGGUUGUUUAAAGAUUCAUAUUGCAUUUUAGGUUAAAGGAUCAAGAGAGGGCAUUGGUGGCUUUUCUUAAGAUUCUUAGAGGAAGAA
Capsella rubella is the source of this 1456-nucleotide messenger RNA. RefSeq names its product probable RNA-binding protein ARP1. Bases 176 to 1150 code for a protein of 324 amino acids. The record is from RefSeq and is a predicted model, not a curated record. The transcript has 7 exons. Gene Ontology annotation, molecular function: RNA binding. NCBI's taxonomy places the organism in Eukaryota, Viridiplantae, Streptophyta, Magnoliopsida, Brassicales, Brassicaceae.